Molecule: messenger RNA, 2886 nt
Organism: Podarcis lilfordi (Lilford's wall lizard)
Lineage: Eukaryota; Metazoa; Chordata; Lepidosauria; Squamata; Lacertidae
Source: the annotation of a GenBank genome assembly
AUGUAUGCUUGCUGCUCUACGGUGACUCUGGAGCAGGAUCUCAACAAGAAAAUGCAUAUCUGGAUGGUACAAACCAUAGCCUUUGCUUUAACAUCUCUAGUCCUGGCGUGGGCAGAAAGCAUUGAGUAUUAUGGGGAGAUCUGUGAUAACAAAUGCCCUUGCGAGGAGAAGGAUGGCAUCUUGACGGUCAGCUGUGAGAACCGGGGGAUCAUCAACCUCUCUGAGAUCAGCCCCCCCAAAUUCUCCAUCUACCAUCUCCUGCUGUCUGGGAAUCUUCUCAACAGGCUCUACCCCAACCAGUUUGUCAAUUACAGUGGGGCUUCGAUUUUGCACCUGGGCGGCAAUGACAUCCAAGAUAUCGAGACAGGAGCCUUUCAUGGGCUGAGGGGCUUGAGGAGGCUGCACUUGAACAACAACAAGCUGGAAAUACUGAGGGAUGACACUUUCGUAGGGCUGGAAAGCUUGGAGUACCUGCAAGUUGAUUACAAUUAUAUCAGCGCUAUCGAACCCAGUGCUUUCAGCAAGCUGCAUCUGUUGCAGGUGCUGAUUCUGAACGACAACCUCCUCUCUUCAUUGCCCAACAACCUGUUCCGUUUUGUGCCCUUGACUCAUCUCGAUUUGAGGGGCAACCGGCUAAAACUCCUUCCCUACUUGGGCCUCCUGCAGCACAUGGAUAAGGUGGUGGAGCUGCAGCUGGAGGAGAACCCGUGGAACUGCUCCUGUGAGCUGAUAGCUCUCAAGGAUUGGUUGGACAGCAUAUCCUAUUCAGCCCUGGUGGGGGAUGUAGUCUGCGAAACCCCUUUCCGUUUACAUGGGAGGGAUUUGGAUGAGGUUUCCAAGCAGGAGCUUUGUCCUAGGAGGCUCAUCUCCGAUUAUGAGAUGAGGCCACAGACCCCACUGAGCACCACAGGGUAUUUUCAUACCACACCAGCCUCUGUAAACUCUGUGGCUACUUCUUCCUCGGCUGUUUACAAAUCGCCCUUGAAGCCCAAAGGGACCCGCCAACCCAACAAGUCCAGGGUGCGUCCUACCUCCCGCUUGCCCUCCAAGGAUCUGGGAUACAGCAACUAUGGCCCCAGCAUUGCUUACCAGACCAAAUCCCCGGUGCCUUUGGAGUGUCCUACAGCUUGCACUUGCAACCUACAGAUCUCCGAUUUGGGUCUCAACGUCAACUGCCAAGAAAGGAAGAUUGAGAGCAUUUCAGAGCUCCAACCCAAGCCGUACAACCCGAAGAAGAUGUACCUGACUGAGAACUACAUUGCCCUGGUGCGUAGGUCAGAUUUCCUGGAUGCUACUGGCUUGGAUUUGCUUCACCUGGGCAAUAACCGCAUCUCGGUCAUUCAGGAUCGGGCCUUUGAGGAUCUAACUAACUUGAGGAGGCUCUACCUGAAUGGGAACCGGAUUGAAAAACUGAACCCAGAGCUUUUCUAUGGGCUUCAGAGUUUGCAGUACCUCUUCCUGCAAUAUAACGUAAUCCGGGAGAUUGAGCCAGGCACUUUUGACCCUGUGCCCAAUUUACAGCUCUUGUUUCUCAACAACAACCUGCUGAGAUCUUUACCUGGAGGCAUUUUUUCUGGCUUAACUCUCUACAGGUUGAACCUGAGAAGCAACCAUUUCUCCUACCUUCCUGUAAGUGGAGUGCUUGACCAGCUGAAAUCCCUCCUGCAGAUAGAUCUCCACGAGAACCCAUGGGAUUGUACAUGCGACGUGGUGGGCAUGAAGUUGUGGAUCGAGCAACUCAACACAGGAGUCCUUGUGGACCAGGUAAUCUGUGAAUCCCCUAAGAAAUUUGCUCAGAAUUACAUGAGGAACAUCAAAGCAGAACUGCUGUGCCCAGACUACUCUGACAUCAUUGUUUCCACACCCACUCCAUCAUCCAUGCAGGGACCAGCCAAGACCACCCCCUUUUCCAACUCCGGGCAGAUCAAUAGCACCUUGGAGGAGGAUGACUCAGCAUCACCUUCUGGUGGCUCGUCUUCCUCCUCUUCUUCCACGGUGCCUUUGUCAGUGUUGAUCCUCAGCUUACUGCUGGUCUUCAUCAUGUCUGUAUUUGUGGCCGCAGGUCUCUUUGUGCUGGUGAUGAAGCGCAGGAAGAAGGUCCAAGGUGACCAUGCCAGCACCAACAACUCGGAUGUGAGCUCUUUCAACAUGCAGUACAGUGUGUACACAGGAGGGGGAGCCCCCCAUUCCCACCCACACGCCCAUCACCAGCAGCAUCCACAGCAUCUUCACCAUGGAGGAGGAGGUGGUGGUCCGGCUUUGCCCAAGGUGAAAACCCCCGCGGGACACGUCUAUGAGUACAUCCCUCAUCCUUUAGGUCACAUGUGCAAGAACCCAAUCUACCGCUCCAGAGAGGGCAACGCUGGUGAGGAUUACAAAGAUCUCCAUGAGCUCAAGGUGACCUACAGCAACCAUCACCUCCAGCCACAACCCCCACCACCCCCACAGGCCUUGGGGCAGCCCCAAGCAGCUCCGGGGGGGCAAGAGGAGACCCUCCGGAGCCCCACAUACAGUGUGAGCACCAUUGAGCCUCGGGACGAGUUGCUUUCCCCUGUCCAGGAUGCUGAUCGUUUUUACAGGGGCAUUUUGGAGCCCGACAAACACCCUUCUUCCACUUUGGGGGGCAGCAACCUCCCUGAGUACCCUAAGUUCCCCCCAACUGCCUACACUUACUCCCCUAACUAUGACCUUAGGCGCCCCCCUCACCCCUAUUUGCAUCCCGGCCCGGGGGACAGUCGGCUCCGGGAAACAGUGCUCUACACCCCCCCAAGCACUGUUUACAUGGAGCCCAACAGGAACGAAUACCUGGAGCUAAAAGCAAAACUAAAUGCAGAGCCGGACUACCUCGAAGUGUUGGAAAAACAGACCACAUUCAGUCAGUUCUGA